Molecule: messenger RNA, 1991 nt
Organism: Haemorhous mexicanus (house finch)
Lineage: Eukaryota; Metazoa; Chordata; Aves; Passeriformes; Fringillidae
Gene: STARD3
Product: StAR related lipid transfer domain containing 3
Exons: 15
Coding region: 165-1493 (442 amino acids)
Cellular component (GO): late endosome
Molecular function (GO): cholesterol transfer activity; cholesterol binding
Source: RefSeq, a predicted model, not a curated record
CUCCCCCCGCGGCCGGCCAUGGUCGCUGCCGGCGCAGCCUCGCUCUGGAGUUUCCCUUCCGGGGUCAGAGGUGGCGGCGGGUCCGGAAGCGGCGGCCGGCGGGACCCGGACCCGGACCCGGCACCGGGAGGUGACGCUGCCCUGGUGGCCGAUGUCCCCGGAGGAUGAGCAAGCCCACGGACCUGCAGCACGACCUGGAACGCAGCCUGCCCGCCAUCGCCUCCAUCAGCUCCUCCCUCUCCCAGAGCCAGGGCUUCUCCCCCUACUUCCUCUCCCCGGAGAAGAGAAAAGCCAUCUCGGAUGUGAGGAGAACCUUCUGCCUCUUCGUCACCUUCGACCUGCUCUUCAUCUCCCUGCUGUGGAUCAUCGAGCUGAAUACCAAGGUGGGCAUCAAGGAGAACCUGAAGGAUGAAAUCAUCAACUACAAAUUCAAGACUUCAUUCUUUGAUAUCUUUCUCUUGGCUCUGUUUCGAUUUGUUGUGCUGCUCUUGGGCUACGCCAUCGUUCGCCUGCGCCACUGGUGGGUCAUCGCGGUCACUACACUGGUAUCCAGUGCCUUCCUGAUUGUCAAGGUCAUCCUCUCCGAGCUUCUGACCAAAGGGGCUUUUGGGUAUUUACUUCCCAUCGUCUCAUUUGUCAUUGCUUGGCUGGAGACCUGGUUCCUGGAUUUUAAAGUCCUAACUCAGGAAGCAGAAGAGGAACGAUGGUUCCUGGCAGCCCAGGCUGCAGCCUCGAGGCCACUGCUGUACCCCCGAGCCCUCUCCGAGGGACAGUUCUACUCCCCACCCGAGUCCUUUGCAGGCUCAGACAACGAGUCUGAUGAGGAAGGUGUGGGGAGGAAGGCCUUGACAACUCAGGAAAAGGAGUAUGUCCGACAAGGCAAAGAGGCCAUGGAGGUUGUGGACCAAAUCCUUGCCCAGGAGGAGAACUGGAAGUUCGAGAAAAACAAUGACUUUGGUGAUGUUGUUUACACUUUUGAAAUCCCUUUCCACGGCAAGACCUUUAUUUUAAAGGCUUUCCUGCAGUGCUCCCCUGAAAUGGUUUACCAGGAGGUGAUUCUGCAGCCCGAGAAGAUGAUCCUGUGGAACAGAACAGUGGCAGCUUGCCAGAUCUUGCAGCGGGUUGAGGACAACACGAUCGUCUCGUACGACGUGGCGGCCGGAGCUGCUGGUGGGGUGGUGUCCCCAAGGGAUUUCGUGAACGUGCGUCGGAUCGAGAGGAGGAGAGACAGGUACGUGUCCUCAGGGAUGUCGACCACGCACAGCCUGAAGCCUCCGCUCUCCAAGUACGUCAGGGGUGAGAAUGGACCUGGAGGAUUCAUCGUCCUGAAGUGUCCCAGCAAUGCCAAGGUCUGCACCUUCAUCUGGAUUCUCAACACAGAUCUGAAGGGUCGCCUGCCCAGGUACCUGAUCCACCAGAGCCUGGCUGCCACCAUGUUCGAGUUCGCCUUCCACCUGCGCCAGCGCGUGGCCGAGCUCUGCCCCAAGCCCUGAGGACAUUCCAGGGCCCUCUCUGCUCUCUGGGCCGAGCUCUGCCCCAAGCCCUGAGGACAUUCCAGGGCCCUCUCUGCUCUCUGGGCCGAGCUCUGCCCCAAGCCCUGAGGACAUUCCAGGGCCCUCUCUGCUCUCUGGGCCGAGCUCUGCCCCAAGCCCUGAGGACAUUCCAGGGCUCUCUCUGCUCUCUGUCUGUGGGGACAGGACCCUGCACCCCCCCAGCCAAGGAGGGGUCCCCCCACUACCAGCCAGGGGGGCUCAGCCUCUCCUCCCACCACGGUUGCCCCCCGAUGCUUGAGGGCUCUGGACCCGACUGUUCUGUGCCAAAUCCCUGCCCUGGGGGCUGGGCAGGCCCCCCCUCCCCAAAACCGGGUUGGGGGCUCAGCUGGCACCCCCAGAUUGCUGUCACUGCUCCCCAAUUCCGUGAGGAAGAGGGGACAGAGGUGGUGCCCAUGUCACAGCUGAACCCUGUGCCAGGCUCUGCACCAGCAGGGGGAA